AUGUCGGCCCUCUCGGCUGCACACGCGGCAGCGCCCCGCACAGACGGCCCGGCCGCCGCGCGCUCACUGCCCCCUGCACCCCGUCCUGCCCCCGGGGACCGACCGCUCCUCGGCCUCCUGUCCCUGCCGCUUGGCGUCCGCUGGACACCUGCUGCAGGGGCCACCCUGGGACCAGUAGGUGGCCGUGUGCGCCGGCCGCGUUCCCUCGGCACCGUGUUCUCAGGAGGGCUGUUCUCCGAGGGAGCGGGAACCCGGGUCCCCCCCCCCAAGGGAGCAGGAAUUGGGGUCCCUCCCCCCGAGCGAUCAGGAAGCGGGGGUCCCUCCACCAAGGGACAGGAGUCGGGGUCCCUCCCCCCGAGGGAUCAGGAAUCGGGGUCCCUCCACCAAGGGAUCAGGAGUUGGGGUCCCUCCCCCAAGGGACAGGAGUCAGGGUCCCUCCCCCAAGGGACAGGAGUCGGGGUCCCUCCGCCAAGGGACAGGAGUCGGGGUCCGUCCCCCCGAGGGAGCAGGAAUAGGCCCCCCGAGGCAGCGGGGAUCGCCCUGCACGUCCAUCGAGGGGCACUCGCCCCCACUGCGCGCCCCCCCUGGCGGCGAGGGGCACCUGCGGGCGGACGUGCGCGGCGGCGGCGGCGGCGAAGGUCGCGCGGGGCCCCUCCGGGCGCGGGAUGGGGGGCCCGACGGCAGGGCGACACCCGCUGUCUGGGCAGCGCGCUGACCCGGCCCCCUGCUCCCGCCGCGCCGCCCCACUGGCCCCUGGCCCGCCGCCUGCUCCUCCCGGUGCGGCCUCGCGAGCCCCCGCGCCGGCUGUGCCGCGGCACCUGGCACUGGGGGUCACUUCCCCCGUGUGUAGGGAGGGGGCAGGGCGGGGCCCGAGGGACAGGGAGCUCGGGCAGGUGCAGCCCGCUGACCCGGGCCCCCGUGGAGCCUCCUGCGGGCUCCCCCGCGCCCCAGGGCUGCACCCGAGCCCGGGCUGCAGGCGGGUGGCCCAGUGAUCCCCCCGCCCCCCCCCCCCGGGCAUGGGUCCUUGUCGCCGCCCCCGGGUCCGAAGCAGCCCCGCGGUGCAGCAGAGGCGGGGUCGGCGCGGCCGGGAGGCUGCGGUGCGCCGGGAGUCCGGGCGGGGCCCUCCUCUGUUGCCCCUCCAGGCGUGCCCCACUGCACUCGGGGCUGGCGCAGGGCGGUGCGGGGGAGCUUCCGGAGGGGGUGCGGCCUGUCGUCGCCUGGCGCGACUCGGCGAUGGGACACGUUCAGUUUCACAGUGUUGUGGUCAGAUAA
Canis lupus familiaris (dog) is the source of this 1272-nucleotide messenger RNA. Its product is annotated as basic salivary proline-rich protein 1-like. The record is from RefSeq and is a predicted model, not a curated record. NCBI's taxonomy places the organism in Eukaryota, Metazoa, Chordata, Mammalia, Carnivora, Canidae. Bases 1 to 1272 code for a protein of 423 amino acids. The transcript is spliced from 2 exons.